CUGAGGAAAAACAAAUCCUCGUCCGUCACCCGGCCUGCUGUCACAUCUGUAACCAUGGGGAGAGAACAGGAUCUGCUGGUGGCAGUGAAGAAUGGAGAUCUUCUAUUGGCUCACAAGCUUCUUUCCAAAGUCAAGUGCAACAAAACAAAGUUGCUGGGCUCCAACAAGAGACUCAACAUCAAUUACCAGGACUCAGACGGCCUCUCGCCGCUGCACCAUGCUGCUCUGACCGGCACCACAGAGCUGCUGUCCCUGCUGCUGGAGGCCCAGGCCACGGUGGACAUAAAGGACAUCAAUGGCAUGCGGCCGCUCCACUAUGCAGCUUGGCAGGGCAAAGCCGACUCCGUUUUGCUGCUGCUGAGAGCCGCCGCGUCCGUCAACUCCACGUCCUACGACGGACAGAUACCCUUACACCUCUCCGCACAGUAUGGCCACUACGAGGUGUCGGAGAUGUUGCUGCAGCAUCAGUCUAAUCCUUGCCUCAAGAACAAGGCUAAGAAGACUCCACUGGAUUUGGCCUGUGAGUUUGGAAGACUAAAGGUGGCUCAGCUUCUGCUGAGCAGUAACAUGGUGACAGCGUUGUUGGAGGGAGAAGUGGAGAACGCCAGCCAGAGCUCCUCCUCUACCACCCCGCUCCACCUGGCAGCCAGAAAUGGACACAAAGACGUCAUCAAGCUGCUGCUUAAGGCGGGCAUCGACAUCAACAGGGCCACCAAGGCGGGGACUUCUCUGCACGAGGCUGCCCUCUAUGGGAAGACAGAAGUAGUGCGGCUGCUGCUAGACGAGGGUAUCAAUGUGAACAUGCGCAACACGUACAAUCAGACAGCUUUGGAUAUUGUCAACCAGUUCACCACCUCCACAGCCAGCAGGGAAAUAAAACAGCUUUUAAGAGAAGCAUCAAGUUCUCUCCAAGUCAGAGCAGUGAAGGACUACUGGAAUCUCCACGACCCGACUGCUCUUAACCUGCGGGCUGGAGAUCUUAUUAUGGUCCUGGAGCAGCACUCAGAUGGCAGGUGGAAAGGCCAUGUCCAUGACUCCCAGCGAGGGACAGACAGGGUGGGAUUCUUCCCCCCUUCAGUGGUGGAGGUCCUCAGCAGAAGAGCAGGGGGUACUCUCUCCCGCCAAGCCUCAAUGCCAUCCCAGCGACAUUUUUCAUCCAGAGCUCCUCCCCCAGGCCCUCUCCCUCAGACCGAUGACUCUUACAUCCUUGGCUAUGACCCUGCAGGUGCUCCACUGGGCAGUCAGGUCUCAGCCCCCGCUAGCCCUGCUAGCCCCCCUCAGGAUAUUUGGGUCCUCAGGAGCUCCCCCACUGGUGACAGGAAUAGUGUCGGCAGCGCUGGCAGCGUGGGAAGCAGUCGCAGCGCCGGCAGCGGCCAGAGUUCAGAAAGCAGCCACAAACAGAACGGAACUCACAAUUACCACAAUGCAGACAAGCUGGCUCCCGCUGCCGGUGAACCAGGGGACAACCUUAAAGUUACAGCGGCAGACCAAAGCAAGCACGCUGACGGAUCCACAGGUGGGUCCCGUCGGCAGGUCAAUAGCACUCAUCAAAAAGGCUUUGUAAGACCAGAACAGCUUCUGGACGGCAAGGACUCUGAGGCCAUCUACCAGUGGUUGUGUGACUUCCAGCUCGAGCAGUACACUUCGAAUUUUAUCAGAGCAGGAUAUGACGUACCCACGAUCAGCAGGAUGACCCCUGAGGAUCUCACAGCCAUUGGAGUAACAAAACCAGGCCACAGAAAGAAGAUCUCAAUGGAGAUUGGCAAACUGAGUAUCCCAGAGUGGCUACCGGAUUACAUUCCUUCUAACCUGGGGGAGUGGCUCAGUGUGAUUGGAUUGCCUCAGUACCAGAAAAGAUUGUGCGACAAUGGCUACGACUCCAUAGCCAUCAUUAAGGACAUCACCUGGGAGGACUUGCAGGAGAUAGGCAUCACCAAACUGGGCCAUCAGAAGAAGCUAAUGCUAGCGGUGAAGCGACUGUGUGACCUGCAGCGCUCUCGUGGUCACGCAGACCGAGGCCCAGGGGGGACUCUCAGGCGAAAGCCUCCUGCUGCAUUGGAGCUGGUGGCCAUCGAACACGCGCCGGCGCACAACGCUCACGCUCACACACACUCCAAUGCUCCGCCAAACAACUGCUGCCCUUCGCCUCACACCCCGAGGACCCUCUUAUCUUUCCAAGACAGUGAGCUGAGCGCCGAGCUGCAGAGUGCCAUGACUGGCAAAAUGGGAGGGGGGGCAACAGAGGCUUUUGUCAUUAGGGGCAUGUCUGCCGCUGCAGUUAUAGACGCCAUGUCAGUCAGUCAGGAGAGCAUUAGUAAGCGUUCCCAGGGCUCAGGGAACUCUGGGAAUUCAAAUUCUGGGCAUUGCCAGGAUCGUCAAGCCAAUCCAUGUUCUGUCAGGACGUCCGGCCGGUCUGAGGAGAGUCUGGGCGCUGGCGGAGGAGAAGAGGCCAAGCGAGGAAGAGCCAGUCCUGGAGGAAGAAGCAAACACAUGGCCUCUGAGAUGUGGGAGCACCAGAGCAGGUCUGCUACUACGAACAAAGUCCUCCCCUUUUCACCCGUGACACCCCCACUGACCCCCAGUAAGAUGCCCCGCUUUGCUCACGCGGCAGUUCCGCUGAAAACCAGACACCCCCAUUCUCCGAACCACAUCCAUCGACCUCAGCACCCCUCCCAGCAUCAGCCUCCUUCUUCCCCGUCGUCCCCUGCUCAGAGGACCCCGGGUCACCCACAGGCUCAGGAAGUCGGCGUCUGCUCGCCACAAUCGUUCUCCAAGGCUCUGCCUGGAGCCGUCCCUGUGCUGAGACCCCCGCCCGCCCAGAUCCUGGCAAACGAUCUCCAGAGGGUGUCACAAAAGAAGCGCACCCAAAGCCUGACUCGCUACGCUCUGUCUGACGGGGAGCCCGAUGAUGACGACGAAACUGCUCCUCCUUGUACCUCGGCUUCCUCCGCGGGCUUGCCAUCCUACGCCACCCUGUCGCGCAGGACCGGGCGCACCACCGGAGCCCAGCGCCACAUCACGCGCAGCCAGUCCUUCGCCGUGCGCUCCCGACAGAAAGGCCCACCCCCCCCACCACCCAAGCGAAUGAGCUCAGUAAGCAGCUGCCCUACGGGCCCAAUGGAAAACAGUAAGCUGGGGCCCGAGGUGAAGGAAGGAGUGGAAACGGAGAGCGUGGGCAGCGUGAGGAGCAUUGCAGCCAGGUUAGAAGGCAGCAGCAGCAGCCCAUCCAGGAGGAUCGAUAUACCGCCAACCCCCAUCCCCGUCUCACCUGCUUUCAGUCCCGCGUCCUCCCCAGUCACAUAUGGAUUCCCCCCCCACAUUAUUCUGCAACAUUCCAAACAUGUUCCCAUCUUGGGUUUGGGAGGCUUAAGGAGGGUGGGAAGUGAAAGGACAGAAGGAGACUCUGACAGACACAGAGGCGAAAGCAGAUUUGAAGAGAAGCAGAAAGCCAGAAAAAGUGAAAGAUGCAAGAGUGCGAGCUCAUCACCAAAACACAGCUCUGGGGAGCGGAUCCCCUUUGCAGAAGAGGGAAACCUUACAAUCAAACAGCGACCCAGGAUAGCGAUCGUUUCACAGCCAGAAACUGACAUAAAGACUCCAUCCGGGAGUCCACUCCAGACCACAAACAGCUUGGAGAUUCCAGAGUUCAAUCUCAAAGAGUCUGAUACAGUGAAAAGACGGCAUAAACCUAAAGAGAAAGAAGGUUCCACUCCUGAGGAGGCUACCCCCCCCAACAACCAUUUGCAAAAUAACAGCCUCCACACUCGCUGUGAUGUCAGCGCGGUGAACAACGGGGACGCUCAGAGGCCUGGGAAUAUUUUCCAUAGGGUUGGCUCAAUGGGCAAAGGCCCAAAGCCUCCAGUGUCCUCAAAACCAUCCAGUCCUCUUAAACAACCCCCUAACAGCAGACCAAUAACCCUUCCAAAAAAUGUCUCCCCCGCACAAGUUAAUGCACAAACAGCCAUUCCAAAACUCACCAGCGUACAGAUUCACACCGUCUCCCCAAUGCUGAGUGGCAGUAUUCCCAGCCAGACAUGUAUGCCCAGUCCGCAACCUGGGAAACCACCAGAAACCAUCAGGCCCGAGGGUCUACAGAUUACUUCAGCUCUGCCUGUAUCAAGAAUUCCUCAGCCAAGCCUGGAUUUAUCAACAGCAGAACCAAAUCUCAGCACGGUCCCGAAUGUUUCGUUCACCCCCCUGUCCCUCCCGCUGCGGUCCCAUUACUCGCCUACCCCACGGUCACCAAGCCCAGCAGGGAAAGCAGGGCCAACCCCAGUUGGUGUGACUGGCCUGGAGGUUCUGGCUCAAAAGCGAUUGGAGCAAACUAGUACGACACUGGAGGCUGCUCUCAAAGUGGUGGAGAACCAACUGGCAGAAGGGAGCAGUGUGGACAGCAGCACGAGUUCGGUUAAAGCAGCCGGAAAUAUUCUGGAUGACAUUGGCAACAUGUUUGACGACCUGGCUUUCCAGCUGGAUGCCAUGUUGGAGUGA
This is a messenger RNA of Menidia menidia (Atlantic silverside), 4491 nucleotides long. NCBI's taxonomy places the organism in Eukaryota, Metazoa, Chordata, Actinopteri, Atheriniformes, Atherinopsidae. The record is from the annotation of a GenBank genome assembly.